Molecule: messenger RNA, 1491 nt
Organism: Symbiodinium sp. CCMP2592
Lineage: Eukaryota; Dinophyceae; Suessiales; Symbiodiniaceae
Source: the annotation of a GenBank genome assembly
AUGGUGCGUACUGCCUCUCAGGGCUUAGGCGGUCCUCGAAAGCGAAAGGGGAGAUGGUGCGGUUUACCAGCACGCAAGAGGCAGAGGACCGAGCUUUGCCGCCCGUCUCAUCCGGUGGCAGAGCCUUGGCCAGUGAGCGAUCUGCGAGCUUUUGAUGCCCCAACCGAGGGCCACUGUGAGAUCAACUAUGGCCCCCUUUUGCGAGAGGUCUUGAGGGCACGAGGCUGGCGAUACAGCACCGCACCUUGCCAUGGUGUUUACGAUGAAGACACCGAUUCAAGCACUUUCUAUGUGAAAGAGUUUGAAGCAUGCCUCCAAGGGAAGAGCCCUUGCCAGCUCUUUGGCAAGAGCGGAUCACUUGAGGAUGGGUAUCGCUUGCAGGCCCUUAGGUUGCCCCGCCAUGCUCUCUGGAUGAUGGGCCGGAUGCCUUUUCGGGUUCCGGGCACUGCCAGGGAUCAGUGCCGCUCCAGGGAAGAUUUCGUCCAACUGGUUGUGGAGCACGGAGCGGGACUGCCUGGCAAGCCUGGCAACUACCGGAUUGCCAAGUUUCCGGGGACUGAGCGCAUUCUCUUCAAGACCAACUUCACCAAGGCUUUCAAGGACAAAGCGUGGUAUCCCACCACUUUCGUUCUUCCGGAUGACAGAAAGAGCUUUCUACGAGAAGUUAAUGCCAACAGGAGUGCCCUUUGGAUUGGGAAGCCACGCAACGAGUAUGGGGGUGCCGGCAUCUGCGUGUGGAAGGGCAGCGAUCAAGCUCUGAAGCGGACCAUCCAAGACAUCAAAUCGGGACGCUCCAUCAUGCAGAGAUACCUGGCAGAUCCUCUGCUCCUCGGGGGUUACAAGUUCCACAUGCGCAUCCAUUUGGUCAUCACCAACCUCUCUCCACUGGAGGCUUUCGUGCAGGAAAAUGGGCAAUGCCUCUUUGCAACUAAACCCUAUCGAGUUAGCGAUCAAACUCUGGGAGUGAACUUCGACCCGCCGGUGCAUGUGACCAACAUGGGCCUCAAUGCCACACCCAAAAACAAGGAGAACUUCCUGAAGGAGAAGCCGCUCAUUGGCAAGGGCCAGCAGAUCCGAAUACGUCAGCUCAUCAAUCACCUGACCAGCAUGAACCCCAGCUUUGACAAGACAGCUUUUUGGCAGCAGAUUUUGGAGAUUGCGGCGGACACCGCUAUGUACAUCGGGAAGGCCGUGCAACGCCGAUUCAAAGUCUUGCCAGACCGUCACUUCGAGAUUUUUGGCAUGGACCUCAUGUUGGACAAGAAGUUCAAGGUCUGGAUGUGCGAGGUUAACACUGACCCUGGAAUUGGAUAUCCAGAUAAGGAGGUUCUCGGCAGCCCAAAUCCAGACUACAAGAAGGAGCUCUCGGCCUGUGCAGAAACCUUGCACGACGUGUUUGCGCUUCUUGGCCUGGAUGCUGCGGUGAAACAAACCCAAGGAUCCCUUCGCCACUGGCUCAAGGUUGAUGUAGAGCAGGCCAACAAGAAGUGA